This is a messenger RNA of Bacidia gigantensis, 4245 nucleotides long. RefSeq lists its product as uncharacterized. The record is from RefSeq and is a predicted model, not a curated record. Gene Ontology annotation, biological process: nucleosome organization; positive regulation of transcription elongation by RNA polymerase II; mRNA transcription by RNA polymerase II. Gene Ontology annotation, cellular component: transcription elongation factor complex. NCBI's taxonomy places the organism in Eukaryota, Fungi, Ascomycota, Lecanoromycetes, Lecanorales, Ramalinaceae. Gene Ontology annotation, molecular function: nucleosome binding; histone binding; DNA binding. The transcript is spliced from 3 exons. The coding region runs from base 1 to 4245 and encodes 1414 amino acids.
AUGAACAAACGAGACUUGAUCGCUGGAGAGGCUGAAUUGGAUGAUGAAGAGGAUGAUGAGUCAUUUGACGAAGAGACUGGAGACGUCAGACGAAGAGUGAACGGAGAAAGCCGAACAAAUGGCGCAAAUGGCCACAUGACGGAUUCCAGUGAAGAAGACGACGAUGACGAUGACGAGGAGGCAGCGAGAGCUAAGACAAGAGAGAAAAAACGGCGGCGAGAGGAACGCGAAGAAGAGGAGGCAGACCUAGAUGAGGACGACCUUGACAUCAUUGGUGUGACAAAUGAGCGGCGCCCACAGCCAGAAUCUAAAUUUAAGAGGUUGAAGCGAGGCCACAAAGAUGACCGAGAGUCAAGACCAAAGGGCGUCGACGAUAUCUUUGAUGAUGAUGAAGAGGAAGAGCGCAUGCCUGACCGUUCCCGUCGCCUCGGAGAUGAUGAGUUUGCAGAUUUUAUCGAAGAGGAUUAUGGCGACGAGCGAGGGGAGGGUGAAGAAGACGACGAUGUGGCAGUAACGAGACGCCCGGCAAGAAACAUAAUUGGAGUCAAAGAGGCUGCCGGUCUGGACGAAGUCGCGAUCGAGGACAUGAAAGAGGUCUUUGGCGAUGGUCUUGAGUAUGACUGGGCUUUGGAAGCUCAAGACGCAGCCGACCUAAGAGAGCAAGGGCAACCAGACCCAGAAGACCCAGAUGCCCUCGAAAAAGGCAUUGAGUUGAAAGAUGUCUUUGAGCCUUCGCAGCUUGCCGACAGGAUGCUGACAGACGAAGACAAUCUCAUUCGAAUGACUGACGAACCGGAAAGAUUUCAGCUCGCUCGGAAGCCUUACAAGAACAUGGAAGUGACAGAAGAUGAGAGGAGGGAAGAGGCUGCUUGGAUCGCGAAUCUAAUAUGGCCAAAAAAGCGGCUCGAUGCAGAUUUAAGGGAACCAUUUCAAAAGGCUGUUGCAAAAGUCCUUGAGUUCCUGAAUACUGACAAUUGUGAAGUACCAUUCAUUGUUCAACACCGGAAAGAUUUUCUUAUCCACACCGUCAGAGUUCCUGUGAAUCCCGAUCCUAACAACCCAGAUGCACCUGAAUAUGUUUUGGAUGCUGUGAAAUUGGUGGACGUCACUGACCUUUGGGAUAUAUUUGACCAUGACCUGAAAUUUCGAGCCUUCCUGCAGAAGCGCGUGUCUUUACAACGAGUCUAUGACGAUCUCCAAGCCCUAGAUGAAAAUUUCAGCGAUCCAGUCAUAGAGGAACUCCUUCCCGAAGCAACCGCCUUGGAUGAUUUGCAAGACAUGCAGGACUAUCUUCAUUUUCAGCACUCAGCACGAAUAGCCGAUAUGGGAGCGUCAAAUGGAACCCAAACAAAUGGAACGCAACGCCGACCCGGAGCGUCGAAGGCGAUCUAUGAACGCAUUCGAAGUGGAAAAGUCUACGGUCUGGUGCAAGCUUUUGGUAUUACAGCAGAUGGCUUCGCACAAAAUGCAUCUCAGAAAGGCAAUCGACGGCGUUAUACAGAAGACCCAGUAGAACGACCGGAUGAUAUGGCCGACAGCGAUUCAAUAUUAGACCCACCCGAAUACUCUUCUGGCGCCCAGUGCCUCCGGGCGGCAAAGAACAUGUUCGCUGAAGAAAUCUUCAUGAGCCCACGCAUGCGAAAAUUCAUGCGUUUUCAGCUUUUUUUCAACGCUUUAAUUGAAUGCAAACGCACAGAAAAGGGUAUGCGUAAAAUAGAUGACCAACAUCCGUUCUACGAGAUCAAAUAUCUAAGAAACCAGCGUAUCAGAGAGCAUAUUGCAGCUGAUCCCGCCCGGUUUUUGAGGAUGCUUAGGGCAGAGGAGGAAGGCCUUGUCGAAGUGCGAAUCCGAAUGGAAGAUCGCUCCCGGUUUGUGAAAGGCCUUUACAAAGACCUAGAAUCCGACAAUUUCAGUGAGAUUGCUGACGCUUGGAAUCGAGAACGCCGAGAGACCCUUGAUAUGGCUCUUAUGAAGCUAGAAAGAGUGCUUACGAAGAAUGUAAAGGAGGGCUUGAGGACAGAGUGCGAGAAUCAAGUCGCAAAGGGUUGUAGAGAGGAAUAUAAUAAGCGACUUGAUCAAGCGCCAUACAAACCGAAAGGCAUGCAGCUGGGUACAAUCCCUAGGGUCCUUGCAAUGUCGAACGGGAGUGGAAAUUUUGGGAAGGACGCAGUGUGCUGGGCAUGGGUAGAAGAAGACGGACGUGUGCUUGAGAAUGGGAAAGUAGUUGAUCUUACUAUUGGCGACGCUGACCGGGGUACUGACGACAGCGCCGACGUGAAGGUGCUGGUAGAGCUGAUUGAACGGAGAAAGCCAGAUGUCAUCGGUGUCUCAGGCUUUUCUGCCGAAACCCGCAAGCUCUACAAGCAGCUUGAAGAGAUAAUUGAGCGCAAAACUCUCAAGUGCGCAGAGUACGAAGAUGAAGAUGGCAAUCCUAUAACUGACAAGCUGGAUGUCGUUGUCGUCAACGACGAAGUAGCCAGACUUUACCAAACAAGUGACCGAGCCAACAUGGAGCACCCAGGAUUUGCACCUCUCACCAAGUAUUGUGUCGGUUUAGCGAAGUACCUCCAGAACCCGAUGAUCGAGUAUGCUGCGCUAGGACGUGAUAUUGUGUCCAUCUCGUUCGAUCCUGACCAACAAUAUGUCCCUCAUGAGAAGUUGAUUAGCCAGCUAGAAACAGCCAUGGUUGACAACGUGAACCUAUGUGGUGUCAACAUCGAUGAGGUAACUACAAAUUCACAUCUAGCCAAUCUGCUUCCCUACGUAGCUGGCCUCGGAGCACGAAAAGCAGCGCAGCUACUCAAAGUCAUCAAUAUCAAUGGCGGCGUGGUAACAACAAGAGCGGAACUUGUUGGCGAUGAAGAGUCGAGCAAAUUGGCUGCUGUUGGCCCCGUUGUGUGGAAUAACUGUGCAAGCUUCCUUUACAUACCUUUCGAUAGCUCUGAAGCCGACAUGGACUUCUUGGACAACACCAGAGUACAUCCUGAGGAUUACGAUCUUGGUCGGAAGAUGGCCGCCGACGCUCUUGAACUCGACGAAGAAGAUAUUGAGGCAGAGAACAACGAGGGUGGCACUGGCGCUGUCGUCAGAAAGUUGAUUCGUGACGAGGCGCAAGACAAAGUCAACGACCUUGUUCUUGAAGAGUACGCCGAGCAAUUAGAGAAGAACUUUAACCAGCGUAAGCGUGCCACACUGGAAUUGAUUCGCGCCGAGUUACAGCAACCAUAUGAAGAGCUCAGGCACAAUUUCACAUUGAUAUCAUCAGAAAGCAUCUUCACUAUGUUCACUGGCGAGACUAGAGAAUCAUUAUGUGAGGGGAUGAUCGUUCCUGUCUCGAUCAAGAAAGUGGCAGACGACUAUGUUGAGGCAAAAAUGGAUUGUGGUAUUGAGGGUACAGUCCCCGCUCUUUCGAUCUCUAAUCGUCCAGAUGUCUCGGCCAAACAGCUUUUCUCACUUCACCAGACGGUACAAGCCAAGAUCACAUAUCUGAAUCGCAAGCAUUUGACUGCUAAUUUCUCCCUUCGCGAGGACGAGCUGCAACGGCCUUACAAGAAGGAGUAUGAUCGCGGUAUGGACGAGUGGGACGAAGAGGAAGAGCGUAAAGAUAAUGAGGCCAUGAAAGAGAAAAAUGAUGUGUCAGGUCGUACUCAACGAGUCAUCAAGCAUCCGCUGUUUAAACCGUUCAAUUCCACGCAAGCAGAGGAGUACUUAGGUUCGCAAGGUCGGGGGGACCUAGUCAUCCGGCCUUCGUCCAAGGGUCUUGACCAUCUCGCAGUAACUUGGAAAGUCUCCGAUAACAUAUAUCAGCAUAUUGACGUCUUAGAACUUGGAAAGUCAAACCAGUUGACCCAAGGUACAACUCUCAAGAUUGGCGGGAAAUAUACCUACAGCGAUCUUGAUGAAUUGAUUGUCAACCACGUCAAAGCUAUGGCUAAGAAGGUCGACGAGAUGAUGUUACAUGAGAAAUAUCAAAAUCUCAAUCGGACUGAAGUUGAACGAUGGUUGACGACAUAUACUGAGGCCAACCCCAAGCGAUCAGUUUACAAUUUCUGCAUCGACACGAAACAUCCCGGCUAUUUUUUCCUCUGUUUUAAGGCAGGCCAGCAUGCACAAGUGCAGCAUUGGAGUGUCAAGGUCGUGCCCCAGGCGUUUGAAUUACAGAAGAAUAUGUAUCCUGACAUGAGGGCGUUGUGCAACGGGUUCAAACUGAUCUUCGCGAACAUGCAGAGCAGUAGGCGGCGAUGA